This is a messenger RNA of Puntigrus tetrazona (Sumatra barb), 2369 nucleotides long. RefSeq names its product GTPase IMAP family member 8-like. NCBI's taxonomy places the organism in Eukaryota, Metazoa, Chordata, Actinopteri, Cypriniformes, Cyprinidae. Gene Ontology annotation, molecular function: GTP binding. The record is from RefSeq and is a predicted model, not a curated record. The transcript is spliced from 6 exons. Bases 247 to 1878 code for a protein of 543 amino acids.
AGGAGGAGGAGGAGGAGGAAGCGAAGGCGUUAGUAAGUGAAAGGGACGAAAACGCCGUUUACUGAAAUUACGGCGUUUUCCAACGAGGUAUGCUAACAAUUAUUAAAAGUUGGUUGAUUGAUGAUGAUUUGGGCUUGUGCGGGUUCAAGGAACAAGUUUUGACGUGGUCUCUAAUAUAGUGACUAAUCGAAACUUUACCAUUUGGUCAAAUUCAAAUCAGAAUCAUGAACAUAGCUGGAUACACAGAUGUCUGUUAGCUUUUUGAAAAUGGCCACGAGUAUUGAAGGUCUGAAUUUGGUCUUGAUGGGAAGAACAGGAGUCGGAAAAAGUUCGUCCGGAAACACAAUACUGGGAAGAGACGUUUUCAGAUCAAAGAGAAGCUCCAGAUCGGUCACGCAGGAUGUUGCUGUUGAAUCUGCGACUGUUGGCGACUUUCCAGUCACUGUUUAUGACACACCGGGAUUAUUUGACAUGCACACAAGUGAAAACGAGGUCGAUCUAAAAUAUAAGAGCGUUUUACAGAAAUGCGAGUCUGGUCUCUGUGCAUUUCUGCUGGUCAUCAAAGCUGACCGAUUCACUGAAGAAGAGCGAAGAACCGUGGAGAAGAUUGAGAAGCUGCUGGGAAAAGAACGGCUGGAGAAAACCUGGAUUCUCUUCACCAGGGGAGACGAACUGGAGGAAGAAAACCUGACAAUACAACAAUUCAUCAGUGAGACAGAGCCGCUGAAGAAACUCAUUCAGAAAUAUAAUCACAGAUACCAUGUGUUCAACAACAGGGAAAGAGGACCCACUAUGCAAGUUAAAAAGCUUCUUAUAAAAGUGCUUACCGAGAUACUGAAGCAGCAGCCACUGGUGACACGAGACACUACAUCUAGAAAAACACUACAUUUUAAACCAGACGCUGCUGUCUCCAGUCUCUCGUCCAGGAGGAUAGUUCUUCUGGGUCAAACUGGUGUUGGGAAAAGUGCGUCUGGAAACACAAUCCUGGGACAGAGAGAGUUCAGAUCUAAGAUGAGCUUGAAUGCGGUGACCAGUGAAUGUUCAGAAGCUCACGCCACUGUUUCGGGCCGAUCGGUGUCUGUGGUAGAUACUCCUGGAUUCUUCAAUGUACAGAUGAGGCCUGAAGACUUAAUAACAGAGAUAGCCAGAAGUGUUUAUUUAUCCAGUCCUGGGGCUCACGCUUUUCUCAUUGUGUUUCCUGUGAAUAUAAGACUCACUGAUCAGGAGUUACAGAUUCUUCAGAUGAUUGAGCUCAUGUUUGGAGAAGAAGUGUUAAAAUACUCCAUCGUUCUCUUCACUCAUGGAGAUCAGCUGGAAGAAGAGUCUGUAGAGGAACUCAUUAAAGAGAACUAUAUAUUUAGACAUCUAGUAGAUCAGUGCGGAGGAAGAUAUCAGGUGUUCAACAAUAAAGAUCUGAAUAACAGAGAGCAGGUGAAUGAUCUGCUGCAGAAGAUUGACUCAAUGAUAAAGCAGAACGGAGGACGACACUACAGUAAUCAGAUGUUUGAAGAUGCUCAGAGAUUCAGACGAGAGGAAGAAGAGGAACGAAGACGAGAAGAGGCAGAGAAGAAAGUCCGAGCAGACAUUCGUGAGCAUAGUAAUGACCUAGAAAGAUCUGAAGCUGAGAGACAAAGAGAGAAAGAGGAGAAAACACUUUUGAACCGUUUUAAGUAUCAUUGUGUGGUUGCCGGAGUGGUUGUUGGAGCUGCUGUCGCUGCACCUCUUUCUGUUAUGUCUGCGCCUCUUUCUGCUUUGGCUGCACCUGUCGUUGCCGCUGCUGCAGUUGCUGGAGCUCUUGGAAUUCAUCUCGGUGAAGCUUUUGUUGCUCAGAAGAAGAAAAAAGAGCAGGGAAAAAAUAACGGAAGCUCUAAAAUGUGAAAUAUUCAACAAAGCCGUAACGCAGCUGCUGCAUGCUUCAUUUCGACAGCAGAUGAAAUCCGCCUGAGAGAAAUGCAUGUCUUAGUUUGACGUGUGAGGAUCAGGGUCGAGCUGUAGACCACUCUCCGCCUAAGAACAGUAGUAGUAGAAACAUCAGAAAAGCUGGACACUAUAAUCUACAUCCAGCUGAUGAGAUGCACUGGACCGGCAGCAGUCAGAACAGAACCUGUGCAUCUUUUUAAACCAUGUUUAGCAUGUCAUUAUCAGUAUUUCAGGCUGCAUGAGGCAACCGAGCGUCCUCAUGGCCUCAACGAAGAUCUUCAAGACACUUCUACACAAGAUCUUUGUUCUUUAAUAAGAUUGUUUGUCAACAAGAAAGACUGUGAAAGUUUUGCUCUUUGUGAGAGUUGCUGCUGAUUCCUAUAACAAACAUUUGUUAAAUUCAAUUCAUAAUGCAAGCAAUAAAGAGGCCAAUUUGGCAAUAUUUUUUA